Chanos chanos (milkfish) is the source of this 810-nucleotide messenger RNA. RefSeq names its product deoxyribonuclease gamma-like. Gene Ontology annotation, cellular component: nucleus. The record is from RefSeq and is a predicted model, not a curated record. Gene Ontology annotation, biological process: DNA catabolic process. Gene Ontology annotation, molecular function: deoxyribonuclease I activity; DNA binding. The coding region runs from base 1 to 810 and encodes 269 amino acids. NCBI's taxonomy places the organism in Eukaryota, Metazoa, Chordata, Actinopteri, Gonorynchiformes, Chanidae. The transcript has 8 exons.
AUGUGUAACCUGGCUGUGAGAGAUACCAAAGGGAAAGUUCUCCCUUCCCUAAUGUCUUCUCUCAACAGGUACAACAAUGCAAGGAGACAGAAGAGGUAUGGCCCUUUUCAUUACAAGUAUGUGACCAGUAAACCUCUGGGCAGAGGUUCUGGACCCAAAGAUCAAUAUGUGUUCCUGUAUAGGCAAGAGACAGUCAAUGUGACGGAUACAUACCAGUAUGAUGACACAAAGAAAGAUCGGGAUGUUUUCACCAGAGAUCCUUUUGCCAUUCGUGUUAAAGCGCCCAAAACAGAAAUUGGAGAGUUUGUCCUGAUCCCCUUGCAGGCUACAGCAGAUGGUGCUCUCCAAGAGAUUGAUAAGCUGUAUGAUGUCUAUGAAGAAAUUAAGGAAAAAUGGAACAUAGAGGAUGUGAUGCUGCUGGGGGAUUUUUAUGCGGACUGUGGCUACGUCACCAAGAAGAGCAGGCAGACUAAUCGUCUCUUCACAUCCUCUGAUUUCUUCUGGCUGAUAGGUGACAAAGUCGAUACCUGUGCCAGAGCAGGCACAGACUGUGCUUAUGAUCGGAUUGUCGUCCAUGGAAAACCAUUCCUGAAGGCAGUUGAGCCCCUCUCUGCCCAGGUCUUCAAUUACAAGAAGACAUACCGCUUGUCUCAAGACCUGGUCAUGAGAGUAAGUGAUCAUUUCCCUGUGGAGGUAAACCUGAAGACUGUUUCAUCAGGGCCACGGCUAAUGACAGGACAUCCCCUCUUCAUUGUACUUUCUUUAAUCGUCUCACUCUCGUGUACUCUCUCUGUUUUUGAUACAAAGUGA